Molecule: messenger RNA, 5478 nt
Organism: Tribolium madens (black flour beetle)
Lineage: Eukaryota; Metazoa; Arthropoda; Insecta; Coleoptera; Tenebrionidae
Gene: east
Exons: 7
Coding region: 348-4775 (1475 amino acids)
Source: RefSeq, a predicted model, not a curated record
UGACAAGCCAAAGUAAAUCUAAUAGUUCCGACAUACCGCCGCAGUUCCCAAAGUUUUCCUCGCGGUUCCAUCCCGAAUUUUCCGCAUUUUCCCGAACAUUUCGCCAGAUUCGGCAACGCCACGACCGAAUAUCGCGAAAACCGCCUGAAAAUCGCCCGGAUUAUCCUCGAAUUUCGCAAUAAAUUCAGUUAAAUCCGUCAGUUGCUGUUGCAAACAUGUGCAUCGUUUAGCCUUCGGUCGAAUUCGGGCUCCUUCGGCGCCUCGUACGUGCUUUUGGUGGAAUAGCGACGACGCAUAUCACAUAGGUGGCGUUGUGAACCACGUUCAGGGAAGAAUUUUGUAAUGACAUGGCAACUCGAGAAAAGAAGCUUUCAGUUAGCAGAAAGCAAAACACAUCGUCUCCUUUACCGCCAAAGGAGGAUCUAACACCUACUGAAAUCAAACCUCCCCCAACUAAUGAAACAGCGGAAGAAAAUCCAGUCGCAAAGCAAUCACCGAAAGCUCCUUUAACAAAAAAAUUGGCGCCCAAAACGCCAAAAAAAUUAACAAAGAAACCAACCAUCGCGAUAAAAUUAAAACCCGCGAUCAAGAAAAACGUGAAAAUUAAACGAAAAAUUAUAAAAGUGAUAGGCAAUAAUCCCAAAAAUGUUGAAAGUAAAAAGAAGUUGCUCAAAAAUUGCGUAAAGCAAAUCAAACCUAAAAAAGCGAAGGUGGAUAAAGGCGACAAAACGGAGGAGAUUUUACCGCCCGUUUUGGAACCGAUUUUACCAAUUGAAGAAGAUACAGAUAACAAACAAGUAAAGAAAAAGGGAGGACGAGCACCACGAAUCGACAAUUAUGCCAAAAACGAUAGUUUAUUAAUAGAUCCUGCCAAAACUAAACGCGUCUAUAAGAAAAAAGUUAAAACUGAAAACACUCAAAACGAAUCAAUUGAAGAUGUUAUGAAUGACUUGAGUUCGCUCAUUAAAGGUGAGAGUAAAGAAGAAUCUGAUGUGGUUUCAGAAUCGGGCAAAAGUGACUCAUUAAACCCGAAAAAAGUCAUCAAGAGGCGAAAAAAGGAAAAUAUUGAGAAUACCCUGAGCAAGUUGAGUCCUUCUCAACGCAAAGUGAUCGAUAUGCUUGAUUUAAACGUUAGCAAAUAUAAAGAUUUGCCUGUUGUUAAAAGACGACACAGCAUUGAGAAAUUCCCGAUCGGGAUUGUAGACACCGAUGGACCAAAUCUUAACCGAAUAUCAAUUUUCAAUAAUUUACCUCGUUGUAUCAGUCCUCGCUCGAAAAAUUUCCCUAGGUUAAGGCAAACAGUAGAUGGAUUCAGUCGCCGAUCAAAUCCGUACAAAACCAGAUCAGACUCACCAGCUCGGAUUCUACGCAACGGAAAACAAAGAAAACUUAAAGAUUUAGAAUUGUUAGAAGGAUUAGACAUUACACACAAAAGACGAAGACGGAAUUAUUCAGAGUUCAGCGGAAGCGAAAUGUCGAAAUUUUCAGGAUACGAGUCCGAUAGUAGUUUUUCAGACUUGUCGUCAGUACACGGUGCUGAAAAUCCUGAAACCAAGGACGUUGAAAGUGUAAAAAAGGAGAAAAAAGAAGAGGUCGAAGAAAACCCCGACGAAGUCCCUGCUGCCGUUAAAAGAAGUUUUUCGACUGAUCACAAUUUCACUGAUACUAAUUCGAAUCUUUGUCUAAAUAAGGAUAAUGUUCCGAUUAAAAAUGAACGAGACGUAAUGGAAAGUUUCGCGUCGGCUCCGAGUUCCAAAGUUCCUGAAAAAUCUAUAAUUCUUGACAUAAUGAAGCAAGCGUUUAAUGACCCUUUCGAGGACAAAGAGGAGAAGAAGAAGAAGAGUGGGAAAAUAAUAGACGAAACUCCUGACACUCCUGUCGAAGGUGUGAAAACUGAACCACCGCCAAUUGAAAAUCCGGAAGUCGGUGAAUCCAAGGAUAAAGACAAUGUUGACCAAGAAGUGGUAGAAAAUGGCGAGACUACGAUUGAAGAAAUUGCAAAUGGUGAAGAAUCUUCAAUUUUGCCAAACGGGGAUGCACCCAAAGAGCCCCAAAUUGAAGAAACUGCGGAGAAUCUAGCGAUCAAAGAAAACAUCUUGCAAGCUUUGGGCUUACAGAGUUUGAAGGCAGCUAAAGAAGCGCGACUGAAAAGCAAGGAAAAGACUGAACCGAAGAGUGACUAUUACACCGGAACGCUGAAAACAGUCAUCAAAAUCAAUCGUGGGGAGAAGAAGAAAGGGAGGAACAUGAAGAUGACUUUGCACAAAAGCAAGAAGAGUGAUUAUGAUAACGGAGUUGAAGAUCACCAUAAAAUUAAGGAUGGUCCGUCCACAAGCUGGAAACAUGGUGGUCAGUCGUCGGACACGGCUGGUGCGCACAGAAAAUCACAUUAUUCUAACCGCUCUAACAUGGAUGGCAGCAGCGAACACACUUCCGAUGGUGAAACCGGUGCUCAGGAAGGAUCAACCAAAGCUUUGGUCAUACCGGAAAAAGCAAGUUCCUUCAGUAUUCACCCCGGAAGAAUUUGUAAAGAUGAAUGUUCCUAUUGCUACGGCAAGUUUGGACUGUUUGAUACUCCAUGUCAUAUCGCACAAAUGAAGAGUGUGGAAAGACAGAAUAAAAUUUUAGCGGCUGAAAAACAUUUAACAAGAGAUUCUUGUCUUUGCGACGCUUGUUAUCGACAUGUCGACCGUAAAGCAAACACGCCGUCUUACACGAACAAAUCUUACAAAAGAAGUGCAACAGUUGCACCAGGACCUAGACAGGAUCACUGCCACGUUUUGGGAUGUCGUAAACUCGCUUCAAAUAUAUUGCGGAGGAAGUGGAUAAUUAAAAUGAGGAGAAGUAUAUGCGAAGUGAUAAAUAUAGAUUUAGAUAAUCCCGGUCUUCAUUCAAUUCCUAUUUGUGAUGAGCAUUACUCGGCCCUUGAGUACCUCAUGGUGUGUGCUAUGUGUAAAAGAAGAUUAGCUAAAAAUCACGUUCAUUAUUUGGGACCUGAAACUGUCGAUUUAAAUUUAGCUUUGACCACUGAAGGAAUUCCUUUAAGUUUAACCGACAAACCUGUCGUUUGCAAAUUGUGUAAAUAUUUCGCUACGAUUAUUCUCAAAUCGCCUGAGGAACGACCAGAAAACAGCUCAACAUUUUUUCUUGAAUACAAGAAGAGGCUGCUUCACUUCAACGAUAUCGUACCGAUGGAUGAAGCCGCAGCUGAAGAACCAAUAAUAAUUCCUACAAAAGAUAGCAAGAUCGAGAAGGAACAAGUCCGGAAGAAACGGAAGAUAUCCAAGAACCAGUCGGUACCAGGAGAUGGUUCUGAUUCUCAGGUAGAAGUAGAAAAAUCGGACCAAAGUCGUGUGCCUUCAACUGAUUCGACUAACCAGUCUCGUCCAGAAUCUCCCUCUGACUACAUGGUGGACUACAAUACUUUAAUUCCAUCUAUUGCAAUGGAAUGUGGUAGUGAUAGUGAAUCUAAAAAAGAACCUCCUACAAAACCAACGCAAUUGAAAAAAGCCGGACGUCCCGAAACCAUCAAACAAGCUGUGGAAAUAUCAAAGAACAUGAAACUGAAAAAUGAUAAAAGUAGUGAUAUCGCGGUCCAAAGACUAGGAUCAAAUCCUUCCAUAUCAGUACGGCAGUUGUUCCCAUGUGAGGAAGAUCUACCACUUCAGGGCACCAUAGAAUUCGGGAAUGUCAAAGAACGGACUCCUGAAGGCUGGGAGAAGUGCACAUCAGUCAUACAGUACGACAUGGAAACCAAACAUUUAUGGCAAGAAUUGCAAAAACCAUACGGAAACCAAAGCAGUUUCUUGAGACAUUUAAUCCUCCUCGAGAAAUAUUUCCGCAACGGCGAUUUGAUUCUAGCACCCAACGCUAGUCACCAUUCGAUAAACUACAGCGAAUCCGUGCACAAUAGAUUAAGAGCAUACGAUAACAUCCCAUCAAGUGCUGGUAACGUUCAACCCAUCAGUAUGAUACCAUUUAACAAAGUCCAGAAGAGUACCAAUGGAAUCGUCACUAGUGCCCCACCCAAUCCGGUCAAAGAAACACCACCACCGGUAGUACCCCCAACUAUUAAUGCGGCCAACGUCCCUAAAAGUACCCCAAUUACGAUCUCACAAUUGAACAGUCCUCCCCUAAUUCCUCCAAGUAACCCGCCUCCCCCAAAACCUAAACCUGUGGGGGCCCCUCCCGGGUUGAUCUCCUUGCACCCGGGCACCAACCGGCCUGUGGCCCCCCUAGUCAAACCUGCCCAAUCCCAGAAGAUCAAAUUCCCGAUUACGAAAAACUGGCGUCCUAAUUUAAUCCCAAUCGACCCGAGUAAGAAAAAUUCCGAACGCAAAGCCGGAUUGGUACAGGUUAUAUCAGGUGGCAAGCCGUACCAUAUCACUUUAGAAGACUAUAAAAAGAUGUGUGCUAUCAAGAAGAGUUUUGAGUUGAAACAGAAGAGACUACAGGAGGCGGCGAAUGCUGGAAAAGCGACAAAAGGGUCGCAAAAUUCGGUGCUAAAGUCGGUGACGCCGAGGAAGGGUUUAGUGAUUUCGAAGUCGAGUCCGAAAACAGAACCGGCCGAACCGGAGACUAUUUUAGAGAAGUUAGACAAGCAAGUUGAGAAGUUAGAAUCUAGACUGAACGAGAAUAAACCGCCGUUAUCCCUUCCAAAAAUCCCCAAAUCCUUAACGGUUAUCCCGCAAACAGUCACCCGGAAACCCUCGCGGCCUUCAAGUCCCGUUUUGUUAAUUACUCCAAAACCAAAACAGAUUACAAACAAGUCAUGAUCGAUUCUGACAGUGUUACAAAGUGCCUCAGAAAAUUGUCUUUAUAUCUUCAAAUGUAUACUAGAGAGAUUAGAGUAUAUCGACAGUUUUUGUUUUUUCUUUUAUUUUAUGAAAAUUGUUGGCAAAAUUGGAAUUUUGCUUUGAAUUAUUGUUACAAGAUUGACACGAGUUAGAGGAUAUUUUUUUAACAUAACUUUGUAAAUAUCCUAGGGUAAUAAGCCACUCUCAAACACUUUUGUAUAUUCUCUAUGACGUAUAUGUGUUCAAGUAGUUACAGACAUUAAACUACCUUCAUUUGGUCAAAUUUCCAGCAAUAACGGUUAAUGUCUUUCCAUUACCACUUUAUAGUUUACGAGUACUUAGAAAGAAAGGAAAAAUAUACAAACAUUUCAAAUGUUUGUAUGUUUUUCGGUUCCAAUGCUCAUUAAUCAUUUAAUUAUAAUUCUAAUUUAUUAUUACAACUUUAGUAUUUUUGUAUACCUAUAUAUCUUUAGUUGGAUGUUAUUGGCAAUGUAAAGAAUGUGUCGGUUUUAUUUUUUAAAAUCGGCUAGAAUGUGAAAUUGAAAAGUCUGAAAUAUUGUUAAUUUUUCUGAAUCUUGUAUAAAGCCCAAUAUUUGAAGUUACUAGUUAAUUCAUUAUUAUAAUUAUUUAUGUAAAUAAACCGGGCGUUACAAUAAUUGAAAAUAAAUAAUUUAAUACAUAA